GUGAGGGGCGGGGCUCUGGCCUCCACGUUGCGAGUGUCAGGAGGAUGAGCAGUAAGAAGGGGGGGCCCAAAGCUGCACCGGGGAAGGGGCAGGCGCCCCUCCCUGGGUCCAAGCUUCGAGCUGCUGCUGGGAAGCCGAAAGAGAAUCGCCAGGUGCAGAGGGAGACAGGCCAGCCAGCCAGAGAGUCCUACUCUGAGAACCCCAAGGUCCCUGCAGCCCCAACCGCCGAGGACAAAGCCGCCAUUGUCAUCCAGUGUGCCUUCCGGCAACAUCUGGCACGAAAGGAGCUGGCUCGCCGUCGGCAGGAGCGCCAGGAGUACCUGGAUGAAAUGGAGAAGCUGCAGAGAGAGGCCUACCUGGCCUUGGUGCGCCGGGAGCAGGAGGCGGCUCGGCGGCAGCGCGAGCAGGAGGAGGCGGCGGAGCGCGCCCGGCGGGAGGAGCUGCAGCGCCGCCGCCGCCUGCUGGAGGCUGCCUUCGAAGGGGACCUGGGCGAGAUCCGUGCGGUGCUUAAAGAGGUGGAUCAGCUCCUGACGCGCGAAGGCGUGGGCCACGACGAGGCGGGCAAGGCUCGGCGGCUGCAGAGGCGCGUGGCCACUGUGGAGUGCGAGGACAGCCACGGGAACACGCCUCUGUCCGAGGCGGCGGCGGGCGGGCAGCCCUUGGCCAUCCAGCUGCUGGCGGAGCUGGGUGCCAGCCCCAACAGCAAGGGCGCCUUCGGCCGCACGCCGCUCUACCGGGCAGCCUUUGGGGGUCACCUGGAAGCCGUGGAGGUGCUUCUGAAGCUCGGAGCAGACCCCCGGGUGUACGCCGAUGAUGGGAGCACUCCGGAGCAGGUGGCCUCACUGGUCGCAGUGGCCAGUGUGCUGCAGUCGUGGGACCUGAGCCUCACAGAGGCUAUGCUCCAGAACAUGGAGGCUGAGCAGCAGCGCAGGGCCCAGGAGGCCCAGAAGCACAAGGAGGCUGAGGCCAACCGUAUCAACCUCAAGGUCCAGCAGCUGGCUAAGGAGCAACAGAGGUGUCACAAGGAGCUACAACAGGCCUACUGCGAGCUCAAUCGGAGGAUCAUGGAGCAUGAUAAGUGUGAGAGGAAAUGCAUGGGCAAGACUGAGCUCACGCUGCAGGCCAUCAAGGAUGCAGAAGCCCAAGUGGACAGGUUGCGGCAGGAGGCACAGAAGGCUGAGGAGACACUGGCCAUGGCCAGGCUGGAGCUACGGGAGCAGACCCAGGAGGAGGAGGAGACGGCAGCACCUGGGCUGAAGUGCAAGGUCACGGAGCUCCAUGAUGUGCUGAUGAAGGACGUAGGUGACCGGAUCCGAGCUGAUGGACGGUGGCCUCUUGUCAUCGACCCUUCUGGCCAGGCAGCCACUUUCCUGAGAUACCAGGACACCAACUAUGUGGACACAGUAAACCCGGAGCACUUGAGACCCGAGUCGAUUCGGCUGGCUCUGCUGGGGGCGCUCAGGUACGGGAAACCACUGGUGUUUGACCUGCGGGAAGUGAACCUGUUCCCAGCGGUGCAGCAGCAGCUGGACGCGGUGCAGCCUGGCCUGGCACAGGCCUUGUUGAGUCGUGGGCUGCUGGCACAGGAAGGUUAUCUGUCCCUGCUGCGGCCCACUGACGGACCGGAGUAUGACCCCUCCCAGUUCCAGGAGGCACGCCUAGAGCACUUCCGCCUCUUCUUUGUCACCAGAGUUCAGUGGCCACCAGCUGACCAGCUGCAGAUCCUGCUCCCAGUACGCGUGCAGCUGUCCGGUGGAGGAUUCUAG
Molecule: messenger RNA, 1766 nt
Organism: Chionomys nivalis (European snow vole)
Lineage: Eukaryota; Metazoa; Chordata; Mammalia; Rodentia; Cricetidae
Gene: Iqank1
Product: IQ motif and ankyrin repeat containing 1
Exons: 14
Coding region: 45-1766 (573 amino acids)
Biological process (GO): regulation of barbed-end actin filament capping
Cellular component (GO): nucleus; cytoplasm
Molecular function (GO): protein binding
Source: RefSeq, a predicted model, not a curated record